Molecule: messenger RNA, 4664 nt
Organism: Nicotiana tabacum (common tobacco)
Lineage: Eukaryota; Viridiplantae; Streptophyta; Magnoliopsida; Solanales; Solanaceae
Source: RefSeq, a predicted model, not a curated record
GCCUCCCAGACACACACACUCACUCUUGUGUAAUGUGAUCAUUAGAUAAUUGAUUUAGGUGCCCCUCCGGUUCAAAUUAUAUGACACAUUUCCUUAUUAGUCCGUUCCAAAAUAAUGACAUAUUUCUACAUUUGAAAAUAAUUUAUCUUUAAACUUUCCCUUUUAUCCAUUUUACCCUUAGUGAGAAGCUUUUAUAACCACACAAAUUGAAAGCCCCACAAAAGUAUUUAUCCUUAAGCUUUUAAAAUCACAAGUUUCGAAAGUCUUUCUUUUUUGUUUAAACUCCGUGCCGAGUCAAACUACGUCACAUAAAUUGAAAUGGAGGUAGUAGACUAAUUUUUUUUUAAUGUUGGAAAAAUUGCAUCCUUAUGUUGGUGGUGAGAAUGUUUAUGAUUGACCAACUGGAGUUUGUUAUGUAGGAUCAUGACUACUAGGUAUUAUUUAGUCUGGAUUGAGAUCUUUACUUUAGUUGUUGGCUUGGUACGUUCUUUUUUUUGGGUAUAACCAUGGUGUUUGGACGAGUUUGUAUGCACUUCGACUAAUUUCACGGGAUACUUGAUUCCUCCUACUAGAACAAAUGAGAAGAAAACACCUAGUGUUUCUGCUGUAUUUGAAUAUGAGACCUCAUGGUUCUCAUCCUUGGUGCCUUCUUGAGAAAAUAGAUGUUCGAUGUUACCCAUAUGCGGAUGCAGGAAAAGAUUUAGUAGUGAGAGUUAUUUAGAAUGGCUUGAAUUAUGUCAUAUAUCUCCUGCUUGUCUGUGUUAGAACUGCCGCAAAUAUCUUGUAGCAGCGUGGUAUUUCUCGUGGUACGUAACCAUAAAUGAUUUUGGUAAAAGCUAAGAAUGUUGUACCGUAACCUGCUCUAAUAGCGGACAAUAUUGAUGAUUUAUGUAAUAGCUAACCAUAGACAGGUAAUGAAGUUGGUUUGUGGCUUAGAGAAUGUUUAAUUGUAUGCUAUAUAUGUGUAGUUGUACUAUACCCGUUUCUUUUGGCCUAGUAGACAGGGGAGUACCACAUGUUAGGUAGGGGGUUCAAUUCUUCAUCCCAACUUUUGAUUCCACUUCAAAUAAAAAAGCUUAUAGUGUAGUGGCAAAAGUGGCUAAAAAUAGAAGAUGGGGCAUUUUUUCGUUAUUUUCUUGAAUGCCGUUAGUAUUCCUGGCUCUACCACUGUUAGUAGAGAUAGGAAUGUGUUAAAAUUUUGACAUACAUGCGUAUCAUUUUUGUAAUUCCGAAAGAGAUUGGGGAGGAAUUUCAAUUAUUUUUAGUUUAGCGUGGUUUGGACAUAGACGGUUUCCAGAAUAUUUGCUAUUUCGAGUGACCUUUACUGGAAGACUCAGUGAUGUUACUCUUGUGUCGAUGGCCUUUAGUUUUAUCUUUUGAAUGGUAAGAUUAACUCUAUUACUUUGAACGCAUGUUAACUCUCAAUGUGAAUCACCAAGAACUUAUGGACUCAGUGAUGUUACUCUUGUGUCGAUGGCCUUUAGUUUUAUCUUUUGAAUGGUAAGGUUAACUCUAUUACUUUGAACGCAUGUUAACUCUCAAUGUGAAUCACCAAGAACUUAUGGAACCCAAAUAAAUUGUGGAUUUCUGUUGUUCCUCAUGUAAAUUUUAUUUGUUUAACUAGAUGUUAUUGGUCCUUUGUAAAAUUUGUGAACAGUAGCAUCUGUUAACAUCUUUUGGCAGAACCGUCAGUGUUACUCUCAACUUGUGGGGGAUACUAAAGCUUCCUCCACCAAGGCCGUACGUCCUCGUACAACUGGCAAAGGAAGAAGCAAAGGAGAAACGAGGCAUCCACUGAAAGAUGGUAGGGUUGAAGCAAGUUCAGCCCAGGAAAAAGGUUCUAGUAUGUCUGACAUCUUCAAAACCUUCAGCACAAGAUUUGUUCGAUUGAAUGGUAUUCUUUUCACUCGCACUAGUUUGGAGACUUUUGGAGAAGUGCAAUCGGUGGUUAAAAAGGAUCUGCUUGAGCUUCUCUCCUCUGGGACUGAUGAGAAGUAUAAUUUUGGUUCUGACACUGCCGACUGUAAACUGGCUUUUGUGAGGCUCGUGGCCAUCCUAAUAUUCACUGUUCAUAACGUGAAUAAGGAAAGCGAAAACCAGUCAUAUGCUGAGAUUUUACAAAGAUCGGUUCUCCUACAGAAUGCAUUUGCUGCUGUGUUUGAGUUCAUGGGUCAUGUAGUUGAAAGAUGUGUCCAAUUAAAUGAUCCCACAACAAGUUUCCUUUUGCCAGGGGUUUUGGUGUUUGUAGAAUGGUUAGCGAGCCGUCAAGAUGUUGCACUUGGCAACGAACCAGAAGAGAAGCAAACCAGGGCUAGAUCAUUUUUCUGGAAGAACUGCAUUGCUUUCUUUAAUAAGCUUUUGUCUAGUGGGUUUAAGUUUGUUGAUGAUGACAAGGAUGAUACAUGCUUCUUCAAUAUGAGCAGGUAUGAUGAAGGAGAGAGCGAUAAUCGUCUUGCAUUACCCGAGGAUUUUGAGCUGAGAGGAUUUAUACCUUUUCUUCCGGCACAACUUAUCCUUGAUUUUUCAAGGAAACAUUCUUUUGGUGGUGAUGGUGGCAUCAAAGAGAAGAAAUCACGUCUCCAGAGGAUAAUAGCAGCAGGAAAGGCUCUUGCUAAUGUGGUCCGUGUUGGAGAAGAGGGAAUAUAUUUUGACGGUAGAGCAAAGAAAUUCAUCAUUGGCAUUGAGCCUCAAGUAUCUGAUGAUUAUGCGCUUAAUUGCUCCAUGGAAGUUCCCAAAUUGAGUGGUAUUGAGUUGGAGAAUUCAGCUGCAGGGCAGUUAACUGUAGGACCUCUGCAGCCAAAGCAGCAAUUGUAUGUGGAAGGUGAGGAAGAAGAUGAGGUAAUUGUUUUUAAGCCAUCGGUGGUAGAAAAGCAUGUGAAUGGAAGUGCUUCAAACAUGAUGACCUCAGAAGGUCAUGAUUCUGGUGUUAGUGCUGCCAGUGUUCCUCCUGGGGUUAGCGUGGCCUCUGUUGGUCUAGGAAAUGAAAUGGGUCCAUUUUCAGCUGCACUUGAUGGAUUGAUCAUGCAGAGUGCAUUACAUGCUAGUGCAAGGCCACCCUCAAGUAUUGCCAAUAACAGUGGCCAAUAUAUGCAGCCUAUUCAACCAAGUACUUCAUUGUGGUCCGUUGAACGAGCUGCUGUUAUGAAUGGACUUGCCAGCUUGAACAUGAUAGGAAAUGGUCCAACUGUAAUAUCUGAGUUGCAAGAUCAAGUAUUUCCACCUGAGCCAUAUUCUGUCCCUUUUCCCCAGUCUGUCAAUUUUGGCAUGACAAAUAAUAUUCGUGUGCAUAUCCCAGAUGCUGCCAUACCAUCUAACUUCAGUUCACUUUCAUCCUCAGUAGUUGGUAUUGAUAGCAUGUCAAUUAAGUCCCCAUCAGUCAUGUCAACAGGCAUAAGGAAAAAUCCAGUUAGCAGACCUAUUAGGCAUCUGGGUCCGCCUCCAGGCUUUGGUUCUGUUCCUUCGAAAGUCCUGGAGGAGUCUUCUUCAGCAAUGACCAUAAAGAAUGAACAUACUACUCUUCCUCCUAUGGAUGACUAUAGCUGGCUGGAUGGAUAUCAGUUGCCUUCAUCACAUCAGAGCAUUGGUUUCAAUAACUCCAUUAAUCAUUCAACACAAAACUACCACUCAAUGAGCAAGAGUAGUAGCUCCGUUGGGAUGGUGAGCUUUCCUUUCCCUGGGAAACAGGUAAACUCUCUGCAUGUGCAAUCAGGGAACCAGAGAGGUUGGGAGGACUACCAGAUAUCUGAACAAUUAAAACUGUACCAGGGGCAACCUCAGCAACUCCAGAGUGGAAACCAACAAUCUGUUGAACUGCCUCAGCGGCAUGAAGGACAGUCUCUGUGGGAAGGCCAUUUUUUUGUGUGAUAUGGAUACAGGAGAUUAGAUGUUGGCUGCUCAAGCUUUUCCAGGUUGUUAACAGUUACAGUGGCGAUGUCCAGCGGCCUGUUGCUAUGACGUUCAACCAUCAUAUUUGCAGUGUCGCCAAGGUUAAUUAAGUUUUCUCGCAGCAUGGAUGGUCUUGGAGUGUUGCGGGCACUUGCUGUUGAGCAGCUUGUGCCUAGCUCUUCAGACUGGACAAGUCAGACUCAGGUCAGUAGGUGCAGGGGUUGGGAGCUUUGGAAGUAAGAACCUUGCCUGUUUGGAUGGUGCACGGUUGGUAUGUCAGAUUUUGGUGGAUUGCUGGUUGGUGUCAAUGAGUGAGAAGCUAGUCUACCUAUCUUAUAGGAGAUCUCUCUUACCAAGUUCUGCUACAUGCGAUGGUGAGCAGUUUCCAAAUAUUAAAUGUGUAAGUGGAUGUCUUGGCAGCAGUUAACAUGUCUGCCUGAAAAUUCUUCAAUGGGAUUUUGCAUGAGAUCGCGGAGGAGUAGUUAUCAGGGGCUAACUAUGGAUGUUUUAUGGAAAUAAGUUUGUGAUUAUGUAUGCAUAUGGUUAUCUCAACUUUUGAUUUGUUUCAAUGUCAACUAGUGGCAAUAUCCUGUCAUGUAUGUUAUUUAAAUUUGUUGUGCUUGUGAUCCAGUAACAGAUUGUUGUUGGAUAAUUGGUGUUUGGUCAUCUGUAUCUUGGUAUGGCAUUUUCCCAAGCUGAGAAUGCCCAAACCUUUUGUUUCGCUAGGCACCCUGCUGUAUUUGUUUCCACUAUGUGCAUCAUGCCUUUUCGUUCUUCAA